Molecule: messenger RNA, 4081 nt
Organism: Cygnus atratus (black swan)
Lineage: Eukaryota; Metazoa; Chordata; Aves; Anseriformes; Anatidae
Gene: FBXL20
Product: F-box and leucine rich repeat protein 20
Exons: 15
Coding region: 817-1989 (390 amino acids)
Molecular function (GO): protein binding
Source: RefSeq, a predicted model, not a curated record
UCCUUGCUGGUGGAUUUUCGUGGUUCGUGGGACUGUUACGGCUCUCGCUUGCAGCCCUCCCUGGCAUUUCAGACCCGGGGAAUUUGUACAGGGGAGCUUUGUGCACAGAACAUUUCAACUAUUGUUAUUUAGUGUCCUGUAUUAAAGGGGAAUGCCAGAAACUUCUGAUGGCCGCUGAAAUCAAGCUUGAACGCUGUUUUAAUGGCACCCAAGGCCCUGAGCAGACUGUGAAAGGGAAGCAGCUGACUUUGACAAAGAGCUCUCCCAGCAACCUGGGCUUUGUACAGGAGGCCUGCACUGAUGCAAGCACUGAACUUCAGCUGUGAUUCCUGCAGGAUUCAGGUAGCAAGACCUGGCUUGGGUUAUUCACUUGGGAAAACUCCACCUGCAGGCCCAGCCACCUAAAGCUGUCAAAUGUGUUCAGAAGUCCUGUGAUGUCCAAGCAGUGUGGUUACGAUUCCGCAUUCUCAGAAUACCACAGAUCUUCCGAUGAAAGCUCCUCCAGCUGAAGUUCGCUGCUCCAGCACUGACAGCCCAUUUCGGUCAAGCAUCCGUGCCGGUCCCAGGUUGUGCUCCCAGUUUUGUCACUGCCUUCUGCUUCCACAGGGCAUCUGAGAGCAGAUCAGUCACUGGCACUGCGUGUGUUGUAAAGGGCCGAAGUACCUCCGCAGAGCCACAGAAGUUUGCGUGUAGAGAUCCCUCCAUUAGACAUUAAAACACGCGGUGUUACAACUUGCAUCUACUGAUGGGUUUCUCUUCCACUGGAGCUGGUGGCUUUCUCUUGCCAAUGACCAGACCUUAAAACAAACACCUGUAAUGAGGCUGCAAAUGCAGAAAGCAUGGAAUGUUCUGGCCCUGGAUGGCAGUAACUGGCAGCGAAUUGACCUGUUUGAUUUCCAGAGGGAUAUUGAGGGCCGAGUAGUUGAGAACAUUUCCAAGAGAUGUGGGGGGUUCUUGCGGAAGUUAAGCCUGCGUGGCUGUCAAGGAGUGGGAGACAAUGCGUUAAGGACAUUUGCACAGAACUGCAGAAAUAUUGAAGUAUUGAACCUAAAUGGCUGUACCAAGAUCACAGACGCUACGUGUACCAGCCUCAGUAAGUUCUGCUCUAAGCUCAGGCACCUUGAUUUGGCUUCCUGCACUUCCAUAACCAACCUGUCCCUGAAAGCACUGAGCGAGGGAUGCCCGCUGCUGGAACAGCUGAAUAUCUCCUGGUGCGACCAAGUGACGAAGGAUGGCAUCCAGGCCCUGGUGAGAGGCUGCGGGGGGCUCAAAGCCCUGUUCCUGAAGGGCUGCACACAGCUUGAGGAUGAAGCUCUCAAAUAUAUCGGUGCACAUUGUCCUGAACUGGUGACUUUAAACCUUCAGACGUGCUUACAAAUAACAGACGACGGGCUCAUCACGAUAUGCAGAGGGUGCCACAAGCUGCAAUCCCUGUGUGCCUCGGGCUGCUGUAACAUUACCGACGCCAUCCUGAACGCCCUGGGACAGAACUGCCCCAGGCUGAGAAUAUUAGAAGUUGCAAGGUGUUCUCAACUAACAGAUGUGGGCUUUACUACUCUAGCUAGGAACUGCCAUGAGCUUGAAAAAAUGGACCUGGAAGAGUGCGUCCAGAUAACAGACAGUACACUAAUCCAGCUCUCCAUACACUGUCCACGGCUUCAGGUUCUGAGCUUGUCCCACUGCGAGCUGAUCACGGACGAUGGGAUCCGCCACCUGGGAAACGGCGCCUGCGCGCACGACCGCCUGGAGGUGAUCGAGCUGGACAACUGCCCGCUGAUCACGGACGCCUCCCUGGAGCACCUGAAAAGCUGCCACAGCCUGGAGAGGAUAGAACUGUACGACUGCCAGCAGAUCACGCGGGCGGGGAUCAAGAGACUCAGGACCCACCUCCCCAACAUCAAAGUCCAUGCCUACUUCGCGCCCGUGACACCCCCUCCGUCGGUCGGGGGCAGCAGACAGCGCUUCUGCAGAUGCUGCAUCAUCCUAUGACGGCGGCGGCGGCCGGCCUCGCGGACUGAGUAUUUAAUGACACCCGUAGAGUCACGGUGGACACCAGUACCCUCGAGGAAAGCGAUACCAGUGUCAUUCGCAAGGGCCAGUGACCAGGGCCGUGGCGCCAGGCCCCCGUAGCCACCCAUACGCAUACAUCCACACCCCCACCUGCUCCAGCAAACCGCUGAACUCCGCGCCCCGGAGCUGGAGCCGUCGGCUUUUUCUGUAGGUGGACUGGGAGAACUCGGAACCGUUCGUGCUGGGCAUGCUCAGACAAAAGCGCCGCGGAGAGGAGGGGAGGCUUUUGCGAACCCGAAAGGACUGCUGCUGCUGCUGUGGAGGUUGGAGUGGUAACUGCAGCCCUUUGAAACGGGGAGAGGGAGAGGAAGGAUCGUGCUUUAACCCUGCAUCCGCUGUCCAGGAGGGGGAGGAAAAAAAAAAAAAAGAAAAGAAAACCCCAACGAGUUCCGUGUCCGUUUUUCAGUGAGGGGACGAACCAGCAGCUGCUGAGGCACGGCUUCCUCGUGCUCCCCUGCUUCGCGUUCCCGGCCGAGCGCCCUGAGCAUGCUCACGCUGAAGGUUCAUCCCCUUUGUGCUCGGUAGCAUCCGGCUCGGCGGCUUCCUAGGUUGUUGUGAUAUAGCUUGAAGUCUGUAACGUCAGGCUCAGUUGGUUUUUUUGUUGUUUUUUUUUUUUUUACCCUUCCCACAUCCUGCUCUUUUUUUUUUUUUUUUUCUCCUACCGAUUUGCAAUUCAGUAAUUCUGAGAUUUACCAGACGAAAGUUACGGAAACAAUUUAAACUAUUCUUUUCCCACCACUAGGAGCCUGAGCCUGUAACGACCCCUUGGGAAGGUUUUUACACCGAAAGCGACCUGCGCUACAGGCUACACUCGUAGGCUCCUCGGCCUGUUUUUCCCAGAGAUUGGGUGUCUGAAUUUGUUUUGCAUUUCAGGUUUUACCCCAGUGAUGAGAAUAUCCCCCUCGAUGUAGGGGGGCGAGUUAGAGUCUGUUCCGGUGACCGUAAGUCCCCCGCUCUGCCUGUCCUUCCCCCCCGACCCUCCAUCCUACCCCCGGAGGAAAAGCAAAGUAGGGAAGUAGGGGCUGCUGCUCAUUGCCCUGGCCAAGAGGCAAGGACCCCGUAACGCAGCGGGAGGAGCGGGGUCGUGCUCUGGAUUAUUCGCUUUGUGCCCUGGGUUGUUCGCUUUGUGCCCUGGGUUAUGGUCACUUGGUGCUGCACCGAGGUGCCGGGUGCUUUCCUGACUCUUCGGCAUCUUCCGCAGGUAAGUGGAGAAGGAUGAAACGAAUGCAACGAGAUUUUGCCAUGUGCCCGCUCUUCCCGGCUGCCAGGGGGUGCCCACAGCAGCCGCUUUUGGGGCCGUUUCGGGCGGGUUUGACCCCGGUGCUUCAGAGGAGGGUGGUCGUCAGCCCCCUGCAGCCGAGGAGGGGGGCUGCCCCGUUCUGCCGGAGUCCUGCCGUGGGGAGGAGCCGGCUGCAGCAGGAGCGGCUCUUUGGGGGUCCCCAGGGCUCCGUUCACUCUUGCUUGCCUUGAGGACGCUCCAAAGGGUCGCUGACCGCCACCAGCCCCAUGUAACUCGGCCUUCCCCCCCCCCCGGUGUGUGUUUAAUGAAGUCUGUUGGAGGAAAGGCAGCGUGCCGCCUCUCAGAGGCUGCUGCCAGCUCCUUCCCCGCAGGUUGCUUUCAGUCCCUGCUAUUUAUUCAAAUCCUUUCCAGCACCACGGCCUCUCCCUCCUCAGCGAGCAUCUUCUGCGCUCCCACCCGCAGAGCUCCCUGCUCUGUUUUUUUUUUUUUGGGGGGGGGGGGCAGAGCGCGGGGUGCGGGUGGUGCUGAGCCGGGGGGAGCCGAAAGUGGGCUGCGGCUGCCUGCUGCCUGGUACCAGAGCAGAGUUUUGGGGGAAAAACUCCCGAGUCCCGAACCCAAAGCCUCUUCUCUUUCGUUUUGUUUCUCGGACAGGGUAACAGCGUAAGGUAGCUCGAACGCCUGGGCAGCGUCCUUUAGGCGGUUGUCUGUCUACAUGGACUCUUCCUGAUGUUUGUAUUUAUAAGUACCAAUAAACACCAUUUUCCAAGCCUC